UGUCAAAAAAGUAACGAAGAAGAAGCAGAGAGCUGUGUCGGUCAUCGGUGAGGUUUUGCUGCUAAUUUUCCCAGCCAAUGCAUUUCAUGCAAUUGUAAGUUUGUCAAGAGAAGUUUCAAUGGCCAAGAAUACUAGAAGAAGACCAGGGAAACUAUCCGUGUACCUUUACAUUCCAAAUAUCGUUGGAUACAUAAGGGUCAUUAUGAACUGCAUUGCCUUUGCACAAUGCUUCUCCAACAAAAAGCUUUUUUCCGUUCUCUAUUUCUUUAGCUUUGUUUGUGAUGGCGUGGAUGGUUGGUGUGCUCGCAAAUUCAAUCAAGUUUCAACAUUUGGAGCUGUUUUGGACAUGAUAACAGACAGGAUUAGCACUGCUUGUCUGUUGGUGAUUCUUUCCCAAGUAUACAGGCCUGGCUUGAUCUUCUUGUCAUUGCUUGCCUUAGAUAUUGCCAGCCACUGGCUCCAAAUGUACAGUACUUUCUUGUUAGGCAAAGCUAGUCAUAAAGAUGUAAAAGACAGUACUAGUUGGCUCUUCAAGGCAUACUAUGGAAACAGAAUGUUUAUGGCCUAUUGUUGUGUGGCAUGUGAGGUUCUUUACAUAAUCUUGUUUCUUAUUGCGGAAAACCAAACUGAAAAUUUGAUGGAUGUCUUGAUGAGUUCUGUAAAACAGAAUUCACUUCUUGCUUGUCUACUCGCUUUGAGUUUAUUUGGAUGGGCAAUCAAGCAAGCUGUUAAUGUUAUACAGAUGAAGACAGCAGCAGAUAUAUGUGUACUUUAUGACAUCGACAAAAAGCAGAAGCCGUAAUGUCGUUCAACUGUUGAUAGAUGUCCCUGCAUUCUGCCAGCACCCACUAAUCUUGUUUGAUUUUUUUUGCUUUGAGGGUAGCAAAUGGAAUCACAAUAUAUCAAUUAAUAGACAACUGAAGGAAGUUUGUGACUUUUCAGAGUGAUUUUUCUCCAUGGUGCUGCGGGUACCCUUGGGCAAAAGACGGAUUGGAUCCUCCUUGCUCAUUUCAUUUUGGCCUUUUGUUUUUGUUUUUUUCUUUCAUCUUUUUCCCGCUUGUUCGGUAUCUUUACUGGGUGUCAUGAUAUUACUGAACAUGCUUUGCAAAGGUUGUCCUUAAAUGGCUUGAAUAUUCACUGAUUACCUGUUUCA
This is a messenger RNA of Corylus avellana, 1153 nucleotides long. RefSeq names its product putative CDP-diacylglycerol--inositol 3-phosphatidyltransferase 2. Gene Ontology annotation, biological process: phosphatidylinositol biosynthetic process. The record is from RefSeq and is a predicted model, not a curated record. Gene Ontology annotation, molecular function: CDP-diacylglycerol-inositol 3-phosphatidyltransferase activity. Lineage: Eukaryota; Viridiplantae; Streptophyta; Magnoliopsida; Fagales; Betulaceae. Gene Ontology annotation, cellular component: Golgi apparatus; membrane.